Messenger RNA from Lipotes vexillifer (Yangtze River dolphin), 690 nucleotides. RefSeq names its product cornichon family member 4 (gene CNIH4). Gene Ontology annotation, biological process: vesicle-mediated transport. Bases 101 to 520 code for a protein of 139 amino acids. NCBI's taxonomy places the organism in Eukaryota, Metazoa, Chordata, Mammalia, Artiodactyla, Lipotidae. The transcript is spliced from 5 exons. The record is from RefSeq and is a predicted model, not a curated record.
CAACAAGCAGGGGUAAGGGCCUAUCAGGGGGCGGGGCGGGGCUGGUCCGGGCACCACAGCCAGUUUGACGGAAGGAGCGGCGCGGCGGUGGCGGAGUAGAAUGGAGGCGGUGGUGUUCGUCUUCUCUCUCCUUGACUGUUGCGUGCUUAUCUUCCUCUCAGUGUACUUCAUAAUUACAUUGUCUGAUUUAGAAUGUGAUUACAUUAAUGCUAGAUCAUGUUGCUCAAAAUUAAAUAAGUGGGUAAUUCCAGAAUUGGUUGGCCAUACUAUUGUCACUGUAUUAAUGCUCAUUUCAUUGCACUGGUUCAUCUUCCUUCUCAACUUGCCUGUUGCCACUUGGAAUAUAUAUCGGUUCAUUAUGGUGCCAAGUGGUAACAUGGGAGUGUUUGAUCCAACAGAAAUACACAAUCGAGGGCAGCUGAAGUCACACAUGAAAGAAGCCAUGAUCAAGCUUGGUUUCCACCUGCUCUGUUUCUUCAUGUAUCUUUAUAGUAUGAUUUUAGCUUUGAUAAAUGACUGAAGCUGGAGAAGCCGUAGUUGAAGUCAGCCCACACUACAGUGCACAGUUGAGGAGCCAGAGACGACUUAAAUCAUCCUUAGAACCAUGACCAUAGCAGUAUAUUUUUUCCUCUUUGAACAAAAAAUAUUUUUGCUGUAUUUUUACCAUAUAAAGUAUUUAAAAAACAUGAA